Molecule: messenger RNA, 600 nt
Organism: Didymella exigua CBS 183.55
Lineage: Eukaryota; Fungi; Ascomycota; Dothideomycetes; Pleosporales; Didymellaceae
Exons: 2
Coding region: 1-600 (199 amino acids)
Source: RefSeq, a predicted model, not a curated record
AUGACAAACCAAGUUGAUAGCUUCAAGCGCGCCCGCGAGCUCAAAGCCUCCGCACUGGAGAACAUCUCCAUUCUGCAGUCCACACCAUCCUCAUCCCUCAACCAGCUCAAUUUCCAGGACUCCGAAGACGCGCUCAUUACCGUGCUGCGCGCCGAAGGCAGACCCUGGGGCGACAUCGUCACACACCUCAACCAGCGUCGUUUCAGCAAUAAAGAAGCGCCAACCUGGACCGAAGCAGCAGUGUACUCGCGCUUCGUCCUGCACAACUCCGUCUCCGCCACGCCCGCCAAGGAGGUCGGUUUCGAGCCGGGGGACUACUCACACUUGCGAAAUGCGGGAAGUGGGCGCGAGGGCACGAGCAAGGCGGGCAAGAAGCGCGUCAAGGACUUCCAAAACGCGACGGAGUUGAGUGCGAAUAUUCGGAGGCCUGCUACUAUUGAGGGUGCUGAGGGUAGGGAUGCUGAGAAGGAGGAUGUGCUGGUGAAUGCUGUAGCGAAGGUGAAUAGGAACUUCUGGGUGUUUGUGGCUGACGAGGUGGAGAGGGAGGGCGGGAAGUAUAUUGAGCCGAAAGAGUUGGAGAAGGUCUUCCACAACAUCUGA